Molecule: messenger RNA, 1409 nt
Organism: Ficedula albicollis (Collared flycatcher)
Lineage: Eukaryota; Metazoa; Chordata; Aves; Passeriformes; Muscicapidae
Gene: C2H8orf82
Product: chromosome 2 open reading frame, human C8orf82
Exons: 3
Coding region: 83-718 (211 amino acids)
Source: RefSeq, a predicted model, not a curated record
CGCCGGUGGCGCUGCUGUCGCUGUCGCCUGUCGCGACAGGGAGGUGGCCCGGCCGUGUCGGGGGUCGCCGGUGUCUGUCGCGAUGAGGGUGGGGGCGCUGCUGCGGCUCUGCGCGCACCCGGGGCCCCGGUACCUGCAGGGACAGCGGCCGGGCCCUAGAACCCGCGAGUAUUUUUACUACUUGGAUCACCAUGGACAGCUUUUCCUGGAUGACACCAAAGUCAAAAACUUUGUCACCUGCUUCAAAGACGUUGGAUUCCUCUCUUUCUUCUUCAAGCACCUGGAGCGGAACCGGAGCGGGCGCUACCAGGCAGAAUUCCCGUUCCUUUCCCGCUGCGGCCGGGAACGGAAUUUCCUGCGCUGCGCCGACGUUCCUGUGGUUUUCACGCAAAUCCUGCCCGGAUCCGACGGGAAUUCCCUCCUUUCCUACUGCGGAGGCGGCUCCAAGCUGACGGUGCCGUUCCAGCCCGGAAUGCUGGCAGUAUUCCCAGAAAAUGGGCGGCUUUAUCACCCGGCUCCGGAAAGAGCCGGAGGAGUUGGGUUGGUGCGUUCGGCGCUGGCGUCCGAGUGGAGCUCAGAAUUCCAGUUUGAGGAAGGGCCGGAAAAGCCCCCAACGCAUUUUGUGUGGGAAGGGAGGAAGUAUCGGCUCUCCGGGGAAUUGUUGGGAAUUCUGCGGGCAGAAAAAUCAGGAUUGGAGGUUGAGUCUGUCAGUUCUUGAAAAGGAAUUCUGUCUUAUCCAAAAUUGGAAUUCCCAAUUAUUCCCCCGGGAAACGGGAGAUUCCCAACGUAUUCUCAAAGAAUUGGAGCACCCCAAAAUUCCAGGCAGCCGAACCCCGCGGUUUUCUGGUAAAAAUCCUCCCAAAAAAAGACUGGAAGUUGCUCUGUCAAUUCCUUGUUGCGAGGAUUCGGGAUCAAGGAUUUGGGGAUUUGGGAUGAAGGAUUUGGGGAACUGGGAUGAAGGAUUUAAGAAUCUGGGAUCAAGGAUUUGGAAAUUUGGGAUCAAGAAUUUGGGGAUUUGGAACCAAGGAUUUGGGAAUUUGAGAUUAAGGAUUUGGAGAUGUGGGAAUUUGGGAUCAAGGAUUUGGGAAUUUGGGAGGGAUUUGCAUGGAAUUUCGGUAGUGGUGUCUUAUUAAUUAAUAAUUAACUAACAAUAAUUAAUAUCCCAUGGGAAUUAAGGGAAUUCUGGCGGGUUUUCCCCCUGGAUGUAGCAAUAAAAAUUCUGGGGAAAGAGCAGGACAUGAAGGAAAAACAUUGGGAUCAGGGUGGGAAAGACACCAAUAUGGGGUGGAAAAAUUCCAAGAUGAGGGGAAAAAUAUAAAUAUAAGGUGGAAAAACAUUGGGAUGAGGCAGGAAAACACCAAAAUGAGGAAGAAAAAUACUGGGAUCAGGGGGAAAAUAUCGGGAUGGGG